This is a messenger RNA of Penicillium soppii, 756 nucleotides long. RefSeq lists its product as uncharacterized. The record is from RefSeq and is a predicted model, not a curated record. Lineage: Eukaryota; Fungi; Ascomycota; Eurotiomycetes; Eurotiales; Aspergillaceae. The transcript has a single exon. Bases 1 to 756 code for a protein of 251 amino acids.
AUGCGGGCUUCCUGGAUCUGGAUUGCGGCCACAUUCCUCACCUCUGCACAAUCAACCGACACAGUGCCCUUCUCCCCAGCCCAAGAAGCGGUAUCCAACAGACGAGCCUUCGAAGUCCUCCGAAUCCUCCAAAGAGCCGACAACAAUUGUCCAAGCGGAACAAACCCAUGCACAGCCCUAGGCAACGCCAAUGCAUGCUGUAAACAAGGCACAAAUUGCUCCCGCGAUGCAGCCGACAACAUCGCUUGCUGCGCGACUGGCGCAAGUUGCACUGGCAGCUUGACAGGAACCAAGACAACGGGCACCGGUACCGCCUUUAUGUUCCCUAACACUGCGACCGCAACCGCCACCACCUCGGCCUCCGUCACCGCGUCCACACUGGACGGUGCUUAUCCAUUUGUCUACGUGCCCACUGCUUUCAACAACCCCGAGACCUGCUCUUCAUACUACUCCAUGUGUCAAUCGGAGUACACUGCUUGUACGGGGAAUCUGAUAGGCCGCUAUGGGGUUACGAUCGGUGGUGCUGGGUCGGGCAAGACCGUCCAAGCUGUUACGGCGGCGUCGCAGGCGACUUCGAUUUGCUCGAGUUUGAGUGCUGAUGCUUGCCAUGGGAUCAAUUUGGCAUAUUGCGGUUCGGUCGCGACACAGACAGGAGAUACCGAGGCUAGUGGGAACCAUGCUUUGCCUGUUCGCUCAUCAAGUCUUCAUGAUCUGGCACUUGGUUUGAUGGUUGGAGUUGCGGGGAUGUUUAUAUGA